AUGUUAGCAGCUCAAUCUCCACUCUCCGGCCACCAGUCGACUCCACCGCCAAAAAGUGGCCGAAAACCACUACAACCCAAGAAUGCACUGAACACUCCAAUCACUCCCAGUGAAAAACCAAAGCCAAAGCAAGAUCCUGAGUGGAUUAAAAUCUCACUGGAUGACAACUCCAACAAGGAGAAUAUUGCUCCUUCCAACUACGCCACCCAUAUCAAGGCCGAGUGUUUUCCAGUCGAAUCCUUUGAUGCUUCGCUAGCUGAGGAGCUAAGUGCCAUACGAGAAAAGGUGGAGAGACUGAGGAUAGAUAAGCAAAAGACUGAGAAGAAGCUGAGAGAAAGGGAUUUGAUACUGGAUAUGAAAAUGGAGGAGAUUGUACAAAGAGGGGAAGUGCAGAGGGAGCUUGAAAUUGAAAGGAUAUCCCCACUUCUAUCAUUAAGAGAGAAGGAAGGAGAAAGUAAUACAAAUGAAAAUCAAACCAAGGAAAAAAGGAGGGACAAACAAAAUCGUGAAAGCCGAUUGCAGAGUUUGAAUUCAGAACAAGAAAUAGAGAAUUCAAGUUGA
Fraxinus pennsylvanica is the source of this 561-nucleotide messenger RNA. The record is from the annotation of a GenBank genome assembly. NCBI's taxonomy places the organism in Eukaryota, Viridiplantae, Streptophyta, Magnoliopsida, Lamiales, Oleaceae.